This is a messenger RNA of Priapulus caudatus, 1943 nucleotides long. RefSeq names its product CWF19-like protein 2. The record is from RefSeq and is a predicted model, not a curated record. Bases 161 to 1714 code for a protein of 517 amino acids. Gene Ontology annotation, cellular component: post-mRNA release spliceosomal complex. The transcript has a single exon. Lineage: Eukaryota; Metazoa; Priapulida; Priapulimorpha; Priapulimorphida; Priapulidae. Gene Ontology annotation, biological process: mRNA splicing, via spliceosome.
CCAUUAUGCAUAGCGAUUCAGAACAUGAGUGUUUCUCUACUGUAGUUUCUUUUGUAAAUUAUAUUAGAUAGACCUACAGCUUCGACACCCAGAUAUUGCCAGACACUGUGAUGUACUCUAUACGAUGUGAUCUGCAUAUGUAGUACGUAACUCGAGCAAUAUGGAAACCGGAAAGGAAAGAGAGAGGGACGUAGAUGAGAAACGGAGUGGAGACGAACGUAGACAUCGUCAUCGAGAAAAACACAGAGAUAGGUCGCCGGUUAACAAGAGAGAAUCUGAAAGACAUGACAGUGGUGAUAGAAGUUAUACGUCUAGACAUAGUAGAGGAAAGAAAUCGGAGCGAGAUCCAUACGGUGAUGAUAAGCAUUCGGGCAAACACAGCAGCAGGAGUGAACGCUUCCUUGACAGUGGGUGCCGAUCGUCGCACAUGGAGUCGUUGAAAAGUUCAACAAAAAGCAGAUUCCUCAAACCCGGCGAGUCCUCCUCGGUGAUGGCAAAUCAAUCGAAAACUUAUUCGUCCUCAGGCAGCAUUCCUGGCUGGAAGCGUAAAGAUUUUGUGCAAGCGAAAGUGGUCGAAGAAAAUCCGCACAUGGAAUUAAUUCAAGAUGAGGCAGUUGUACCUCCGUCUGAUGCCGCAAGUAAAGUUGAUUCUUUGGCUUUGCCAGCAUAUUCUAAACACGACCCUGGCCGUGGAGAGACGAGUUCCGACAAAAAAUCAGCACCGCGGAUGACGGAAGAUGAUCUAAACAAGCUCGGAGCGAAACUCCUGCGUGCUGAGCUUAUGGGCAACGAAGAACUUGCUGCUAAGCUAAGGCAACAAAAAGCAGAUGCGCAUAAAGCUAUGGACGAUGCUAAAUCGGCGAAGAAGUCUGCUAACGAGCAAUCGGGCAGCGACGAGAGUGACAACGAUAAGGAACGAGAAGAGACUGGCAGAGUCUCUCAAAGAGAAACGCCGCUGGGCGGUCACUGGGGCGCUAGCGAACUCGCGCCGAAAAGAGCCGUCUCGCAGCAGCGAAAGUUCGAGCGCUCCAUCGACAAAUGCAAACUGUGCUUCGAGAACGCCGACCUGAAGCGCCACCUGGUGAUCGCCGUCGGCAUCCGCUGCUACGUCUGCCUCCCCGCCCACAGGUCGCUCGCCGACGGCCACUGCCUCGUCGUUCCCAUGCAGCACGUUGCCGCGACGACGCUCGUCGACGACGACGUUUACGCUGAGAUGCAGAUCUUCCGCAAGGGACUGACGCGCAUGUUCGCGGAUCGCGACGAGGACGCCGUCUUCAUGGAGACGUGCGCGCGGCCCGGUGCGCAGCGGCACAUGCACGUCGAGUGCGUGCCGGUGCCGCGCAGCGACAUCGACGUUGCGCCGGCGUAUUUCCGCAAGGCGCUCGCCGAGUCCGACGCCGAGUGGUCAGACAACGCGAAGGUGAUCGCGCUGACGCAGGAGCGCGACGUGCGCCGCGCCGUGCCGCGAGACUUCCCGUUCUUCGCCGUCACGUUCGGCGACGGCGGCAGCGGCUUCGCUCACGUGAUCGAGGACGAGCGCCGCUUCCCGGAGUACUUCGGACGCGAGGUCGUCGGAGGGAUCCUCGGCGCGGAGCCGCGGCUCUGGCUGAAUCCGCCGCGAGAGAACUUCGACGAGCAGCGGAAGAAAGCUCUGCUGUUCGCCGAGUGGUGGAAGCCGUAUGAUUGGACGCAUAGGAUAAGGAAGGACAGCUGAACGCGUAGCGAUCGACUGCGCACGUUUCAAUGUGCAAGUGUAUAUAUAGAAGAAUGUUGGAAUAAUUUUCUCCGGUCGUCUAACGUCAUCUGUUUGUACGUUUAUUGUGCAACCUCUCUGUUCCGGGGAAUUUUCCCUAGGCUAGGCCAUAACAAAUAUAUUGUUUGUUUGCCCUCACCCGACCGACCCGCCAAAAAGGGACCGACUCAAAAAAUGUUAUUGAUCUUUC